Molecule: messenger RNA, 692 nt
Organism: Neurospora hispaniola
Lineage: Eukaryota; Fungi; Ascomycota; Sordariomycetes; Sordariales; Sordariaceae
Exons: 1
Coding region: 59-577 (172 amino acids)
Source: RefSeq, a predicted model, not a curated record
CACUCUUCUUGAGGUUGUGAGGCUGCUCCGUUUCAGCUCGCGAGCUGCGGGAACCGUAAUGGCGGUAGCCCAUCGGCAACACGAAUGGAAUGAUCCCUUUUCAGUUAUCUUCACCAUUGUCGUCGUCGUUGUCAUUGUGUACAUGGUGACUUCCUACCCCUGGCGGCCCCCUGCUCCGGAAGCUUCUUCCAUCAUCUCAACGGCAUUCUCAAUGCUUUCCUCUUCAACGGCUUUCCAAUGUUCUGUCUCCAGCUCUUUUGCCAACAGGCCUCCUUCGCAUGUCGGCCACAGCAAAGCCAGAAGAAGGGGAGAUUCGAUACGACUUCUUGUGGUAUUAGGUCGUCGUCGCGGAAGACCCCCAAACUUACCCAAGAUUAAAUGCUACGCAAUAAGAAGACAAGCAAGGAGAACAAGGAGAAGAUUGACAGGUGCCAUGGCAACCAAACAAUGCAUGGCUAUCCGAGACGUGAUUGCCAGAUUCGUCGUUUCGAAGAACAGGACCGGGAGUGCGUGCUGUUCAAAACAACGGGGAGCCGUUGCCGGGCGGGUCCACGUCCUCCGCGGAGAAGGGGAGUAGGUACUUAAGUACCUAGGGUACAGGCAGUCGGCAUGACGUCGCAACUUUCGCGAAUCUCCCUUGUCCCAAGCGCGGACAGGAGGAAGGAGGGUUCAUGUCCUGAUCACCGUUCGUG